This is a messenger RNA of Pangasianodon hypophthalmus (striped catfish), 4144 nucleotides long. RefSeq names its product Mdm1 nuclear protein (gene saxo6). Gene Ontology annotation, biological process: negative regulation of centriole replication. Gene Ontology annotation, molecular function: microtubule binding. NCBI's taxonomy places the organism in Eukaryota, Metazoa, Chordata, Actinopteri, Siluriformes, Pangasiidae. The coding region runs from base 686 to 2836 and encodes 716 amino acids. The record is from RefSeq and is a predicted model, not a curated record. The transcript has 15 exons.
ACACACACACACACACACACACACACACACACAGAGGUGUGUUUUCUACCUGCUCAGUGUUGCUCUUACUUCCUCUGUGAUUAUGAAAGCAAACCUGAGCUCACAUUACCACAGUUUUCCUAUAAGAUCUCAUAUAAUCACAUACACAUUGUCCUGUUUCAGUAGUUAUUGUACUGCCUGGUGCAAUUUGCACACAUUUGCACAUGCGCUUUAUGUAGUUUUGUGUAGUCUCAUGUAGUUCUGUGUUGUUUUAUGUUGCCUGGAGGAAGGUUGUGCCUUUCCACUGUGUACUCUAGCAACUGUAUAUGGUUGAAAUGAUAAUAAAGCCACUUGGCUACAUUAAACAGCACAGUUCCCACAUUGUUGACACUCAUGAAAAAAGUAACCUAAGGCUUCAGUACUUCUUAAUCCCCUACUUUUUAAUCCAUACCUUUAGCUAUGCUGUCUAAAUUUAUGCUAGCUCUUGAGUUAAUGCAUGUGCCAGUGAAUUAAAGAAGCACACACUGUGCGAAAGCUUCACAACAAAUAGAGGCUUGGGUGUGCCUUUACUGCGCAUGCGCGUAUCAAGGGACGCCCCAGCCGUCACCAUGGCGACCAGCGUCUUAACAGCUUGUACACAAGCAGAUUUAUUAACGGGACGCCUGCUUUUCUUUAGAUUGAGAAGGAAUUCAUUUUCAGAGCUGAAAUGACAGUCACUUUUAAGGCCAUCAGCAGGAACCGGAGCAAACACAAGGCGAGGCGAGAGAGAGGCGCGUCACCGCAGCGCGCAGUGCGAUUGGCUGGACUGAGGUCUGACCAGCUGGGAAUUUGCAGAGAACCCCAGUUUCAGUCCAAGAAGAAAGCCUCCAUGAACCCACCUCGGUUAUCCACUUCUGUCCAGUGGGGUGAUCCAGGUGUUUUAACCAGGAAGCAGAUUACAAGUCGGCCUGCUUCCCCUCCAGCUGUGGUCUCUGUAGCACAAACAGACGGUGUAGAGAAAGUAGAAACCCCUCUAGCACCGAGAGCAUCCAAACCAACAAGAGCCUCGAAAACGACUCCGGUCCAGGAAGAAUGUUCAUCUGGUCGUAUAUCCAGGGCCUCUGCUGAGCAGCAGACACAAAAACAGCCAGCAGAUGGGGUUAACCACGUACUGAGGAAGAAGGCAGGCCUGAAGUCAGAGCGCCAGAGGAACGGCCGCCAGAGCUCCGAGUAUCAGAGGCAGUUUCAGUGGAAAACUCUGGCACCUGAAUCACCUCUUCUCAAUGCCCAGGAGAUGUUGUACUCCAGCAACAGGUCUAUCCCACCCUUGAAGUCUAAUCCAGUAGUAAUGGAGAGUGAGUAUAAGAGGAGCUUUAAAGGAUCUCCUCCACCCAGAGGCCUGCGCUUACGAAGAGACAUUGAACUAAAUGAGGUUUCACCUCCCAAAAUGGAGAAUAUCUCCCCAGAUAUUCCUCCCCAGAGUAAGAAGAAGAAACAAGGGCAUCAACGUCUCAGCAGGAAGUCAAGCCCCAAAGAGAAAAGUCGUCAUUCAGAGCCACAGCUCCUAAAGCCGAAACCAGAGACACCACAAGCCCCAAAAGCUGUUUCACCCGAAGUGGUGAGGAAGGUGAAGACUGAAUAUAGCUCAAACUUCCGCUCUCCUCUUCAAUACCGCUACACUGAUGGUGUCUGGGUCAGGUCCAGGACUGCAGGAGAAGAGGGUCACGAGUGGUAUCACGAGGUACGGGAGUUGCGUGAGAAAGCAGAAGCAUAUAGAAAGAGGGCCUGGGGAACUCACUUCUCCCGGCAGCACCUGAGCCAGAUCCUGUCAGAGCAGAACUGCCUGUGGGAGGCAUCUAGCAGUUCUUCUUCCUCCACUCUCACUGAUGACGACACUCAUUCCACCAGCAGUCCCAUCAUCAAGGCCCUGGACCUGGCCAGUGUCAGGGAGAGCUGUAGCCCCAGUGCAUCUGUGUCCUUGGCUGCAAGUAGGAGAAGCUCUUGCAAAGAGGCAGAGCUUCCCAGCAGCCCCACCCUUCCUGCACAGAGGACAAUGGCAUGGGAUGAGGAAAUAAGUCCUUGUGAGAGGGGUGUGGCUGAGAUAAUGCAGCGGAAGAAGGAGCAGCCAGAGGAGACCAAUGAGGAAGGAAAUAUAAAUGGACAUUCAGAAGACAACAGGGAGGAGGACACUGAGGCAGAGAGUGGGCACUUGUCACAUCCAGAGGAAACUGGAAACUCCAAUGAUGAAGGCAGGUUGCCUACUCCCAGACUAAAGACAAUGCUGGCUGCACAGAGGACUCAUCAUGACCGCACCACUCCUGCAACUGGUGGUGCUAUACUCAUCUCCCCUCCAAAGAUUAAGUAUACCCAAACCUCCAGGAGGAGUGAACCACCACUUGGAAAAGCUCACUCACCUUACAGACACCUCAGUUGUGUCUCAGCUCCAGAAAAAAACAGCAAGACCGAAGGUGCGAGUUCGUCUCGUUCUCCUCCGGCUGCAGGGAUGGCAACAGUAGACCCACUCCCCUUAAGGGAAGACACAAGGGCUGAAGACUCUCCUGAAUCCUCGUCUGAUCCAAAACCAGCCAAAAAAACACCUCACAAAAAAGCGAGCAGUGCUUGGCUCAUAGACAGUUCCCCAUCGCAUGCCAUCAGGAUCCAAGGCACACUGAGGAACCCAGAGUUUCAGCAUAACGGUAACCUGGGAGUCCGUCGGCCAGAAAGAACUGCGUUCCCUUCCAACGACUGUCUAUCUGACGAUGAUCUGGAUGACAGGAUGUCGCAGAUCUCAUUCCAGUCAGCAGCUUCCUGCUCCAUGGCAUCCCAGGUUUUGGAUCGUGCUCAGAAGAGGAAAGAAGACUUCUGGGGAAAGAGUUAAUGUCGUCUCGGUGCUAACACUGCUGCAGAAAUCACGGCCCUCUACUCACAGCCCUAUACUAGUGUUUAAUGUAAGAUUCAGGGAACUAAGCUUUAGAUUUUUGUUUUUUUUUAUUUGUCUUAAAGUAUAUUUUAAUACUUACACUAUAGCAUGGUCAUGGACAAGGGUUUUAAUGAAUGUGCAUAAAUUAUUUCUUGGGGUUUUUUAAUGAAAUUGUCAAAAAAAUUAAUGCAGAUUUUAAAAAAAAUAACAUUUGUUCAGUGAUUGGUACAUUUUAUAUUGUAUUUUAAUUUCUAAUUAAAUUAUUGUCUUUUGAAAAAGAAAAAAAAAAAAGCUCCUGUAUUAUAAAAACUGGUUUUAUGUUUCUGAAAAGAAAAAAAAAACACAAAACCCUAGGGAAUGAGGAAUACGACUGAAAAAGACAAAAUAUAUGAGUUAUACAUAUUAAUAAUGACAUAAAAUGACAUUUAUUUGACGUCACAUACAAAUCUGUUUGGAAAAAACUGUUCUCACACAUUUUGUUAAGAAUCCAAGAAAGGAAGUGCAUCUUUCUAUAUUCCGUAAAUUGGACUUAUGGUGUUCUAGAGGAAGCCAUAAAUAACACACUCAUACAUGGACUGUUGAGUUGCUUGGGUUUCCACAGCCAGGACACAUUUUAUGAUUUAUUAGUCGGACCUGCAACGUCCCAAUUACGUCAUGGCAGCAUUGAGCAUCAGCACAUUUUAUAUAAUUUAUAAUUGCAUAACUGAUUUAUUUUCCUCACUUUUUAAACACUCUAUAUGGCUCUCUUAGCACCAGUACAAGGCCUCUCAUAAGUCUCUUGGCAACCGCUCACUGUCAGAUUGCUCAAGCUGCUGAACUGUAAAUAUAAUAAAGAGCCUGUAUUAUAACCAUGUAAUAAUUAGCAUGAAAGCAGACGUUUCCGGUUUUUUUUUUAACGUCAUCAUGGGGAUUUCACCGGAAGCAUAUUCCAAACAGGCAGUAAAAAUACCGGCAAUAAUAGGAGGUUUAGCAACUUCUCACUGGAUUGCACGUUUCAGGAACUCAGUCCAGGACAGUGUGCGAAUUUCCAAACCAAUUAACCUGAGUCAGAGAUGCUGAUAGGGGCACAAAAUGAGCACGAGCAGGUGCGGAAUCGCCCAAAUCAAAGAAGUGAUAUCACACCGCAGUGACGUUGGGAUCAGAUCUAGGCCAGCGCCGGGGCUAUAUAAACAACUAGGUUAUGCAGGUUACCACAAGCAGUGUGACACUGAACAAGGACGGUGGAGCUUGUUGUUCAGGUGAUAACUGAUCUGUAAGAGUGCUCUC